AUGUUAAUGUUUACUGGAAAAUAUAAAGGACAUAAUAUUACUAUUGCUGCUAGUGGUAUGGGUAUGCCUUCAAUUGGUAUAUAUUCAUAUGAGUUAUUUAAAUUUUAUGAUGUUGACUGUAUUAUUCGUGUUGGUAGCGCUGGUUCAUAUCAAAAAGAUGUUAAAGUUUAUGAUAUUAUUAAUACUACUAAAGUAUAUAGUGAAUCUACUUUCGCUAAAUAUGCUGCUAAUAUUGAUGAAAAUCAAAUUGAAUCUGUUGCGAUAGAAACUAGUUGUGAUGAAACUAGUGUUGCUGUUAUUAAAGAUAAAAAGGUUUUAAGUAAUAUUAUUGCUUCACAAAUUAAGCUUCAUCAACAAUAUGGUGGUGUUGUUCCAGAAUUAGCAGCACGAGCUCAUAGUGAAAAUAUUGCUACCGUCUUACAAACAGCAAUUGAAAAAUCUAACAUUUCAAUUAUGGAUAUUGAUUUUGUUGCUUAUACUAAUACUCCUGGUCUGGCUAGUUGUUUACACGUAGGUAAAAUUAUAGCAGAAACUAUUGCUGCUUAUUUAGAAAAGCCAUUGCUUCCGUUACUUGGUUUAUUAGUUAGUGGUGGUCAUACACAGUUGAUGUUGGCAAAUGAACAUUUAAAUUUCAUUAUACUUGGUCAAACAUUAGAUGAUGCUGUUGGUGAAUGUUAUGAUAAAGUUGCAAGAAUGUUAGGUUUAAAAUAUCCGGGUGGUCCUGAAAUUGAACGAAGUGCUAAAUUGGGAAAGCCAACUUAUAAAUUACCAUUACCUAAAAAUGAUAAUAGUUUAGAUUUUAGUUUUAGUGGUUUGAAAUCAGCCUGUGCUAAUUUGAUAAAUAAAGAAAAAG
Ctenocephalides felis (cat flea) is the source of this 853-nucleotide messenger RNA. RefSeq names its product tRNA N6-adenosine threonylcarbamoyltransferase-like. Gene Ontology annotation, biological process: nucleoside metabolic process. Lineage: Eukaryota; Metazoa; Arthropoda; Insecta; Siphonaptera; Pulicidae. The transcript has 3 exons. Gene Ontology annotation, molecular function: catalytic activity. The annotation marks the transcript as partial. The record is from RefSeq and is a predicted model, not a curated record.